This is a messenger RNA of Tribolium madens (black flour beetle), 3674 nucleotides long. RefSeq lists its product as uncharacterized. The record is from RefSeq and is a predicted model, not a curated record. The transcript is spliced from 2 exons. Bases 2777 to 3619 code for a protein of 280 amino acids. NCBI's taxonomy places the organism in Eukaryota, Metazoa, Arthropoda, Insecta, Coleoptera, Tenebrionidae.
GUAAUUCCAAAAUAAAAUAAAACGUAUGUACCACGAGUAUAAUUUCUCUCUCAGGCUUAAUCUUGUUAUUAUGUUCUUGGUACAUAAAUAACUAUCAUAAGCAGCAAAGAUCGGUAAGGCAACAUUUGAAAACGGCACCAAUGUUGCCAAUUCAAAAAAUCAAAUUUACAAGAUCAUCACCUUUUUUCAAAAAAUUACAGCAAUGCUGUUUUUUACAUGAAUCUCACGAAAAAUUGAGUUUUUCAGCUUAGAAUGCAUGAAGAAAGGAAAAAUAAUAGGAUUUUUGGCCUAAUUCUAUGAUUUUUUGGCGAGUUUUUAACGAGAUUUUGCGACAUAAUUGCAUUUUUAUCUGAAAAACAUGCGGAAUGACUUGAAAAGCGCAAAAUUAAGUCAACCUUUGAUUUCAUUGUUUGGUUUGUUUCAGCAAAAUCUUACAAAAAACUUAAAUUUUAUUUUAAAAACCUGUAAAAGUUAAAAAAAUAACGCAUUUUUGACUAAAUACAUUUUGUGUUUUUUUGGCAGAUUUCUGACAAAAUGAAUGAAACAAAGAGUUUUUGUGAUUUUGAACGUGUCUUUCCAAAAUAAAUAAUUCUGGUUCAAAAAAGAACCAAAAUAAUGUAAAAUUAACACAAUUUUUGGGCCUAAUUUGGUGAACUUGAUUUUAGUGAAAAUUUACGAAACAAUCCCGUUUUAGUCUACAAAACGUCUGUUCUGACAAGAUAAAAAUAAUGUAAUUUUUUGACUCUGUUUAGUGAUAUUUUGUAAAGAAAUAAAACAUUUUUAAAUUUGGUGGUUUUUUAAUUUAUUUUUGCGAAAAACCGAAAUAAUUUAGUUUCUAACUGGAAAAAAAUGCCAGAAAAUGCAAGAAAUAAUUUGGGCCUGUAAUUGUGGAUAAAACGUUAUAUUGCAGUCGUGUGUGAGUCGCGUUACCACUUAAGACAUUCUUGCGUGGAUAAAACGCUAUCUAACACACUCUUGCUAUAAAUAACUAUUAAAUGAUUUACUGGUUUUUUAUUUAUUUUUGAGAAAAUUUGCCGAAAUAAUUGAGAUUCUAACUGGAAAAAAAUGCCAGAAAAUGCAAGAAAUCGAAUUAGUUCAAAAAAGAACUAAUAACAAGCUAAAAUAAUGCAAAAUUAACAUAAUUGCUGGCGUAAUUUGGUGAAUUUUCAGCUUAUUUUUAAAGAAGCUGCGAAACAAUUUCGUUUUUGGCUACAAAACGCAUUAAAUGUUGUAAAAAGACAACAAUAAUUUAAUUUUUGUCCCAAUUUAGCAUUUGUGAUAGUUUUUAAGAAAAUAGAGCAUUUUUAAAUAAUUUGGUGGUUUUUCAAUUUUUUUGAGAAAAUGUGGCGAAAUAAUUGAGUUUUUGACUGAAAAAAAUGCCAGAAAAUGCAAGAAAUACAAUUUAGUUCUUUGGCUACUAAAUGUUCGGGGAAAUACUCGAUUUUUCAGAAAUAUUUUUAAAAUGUGUUAGUUUUCUUAGUUGUUUGUUACAACCGCAAUUACGGCACUCUUUCGUUCAAAGAAAGACCUAAAAACAAGCUAAAAUAAUACAAAAUUAAUUGUUUUUAAGGAAACUUUGCAAAACAUUUCCGUUUUCGGCUACAAAAUGCACUAAAUGUUCUGAAAAGACAACAAUAAUUUAAUUUUUGACCCAAUUUAGCUAUGUUUUGACUCUGUUUAGUGAUAACAUUUUUAAAUAAUUUGGUGUUAUUUCAAUUUAUUUUUGAGAAAAUGUGGCGAAAUAAUUGAGUUUCUGACUGAAAAAAAUGCCAGAAAACGCAAGAAAUACAAUUUAGUUCUUUGGCUACUAAAUGUUCGGGGAAAUACUCGAUUUUUCAGAAUUUAUUUUAAAAUGUGUUAGUUUUCUUAGUUUUUUUUUUGCAACCGCAAUUACGGCACUCUUUCGUUCAAAAAAAGAACUAAAAACCAGUAAAAUAAUACAAAAUUAAUUGUUUUUAAGGAAACUUUGCAAAACAUUUCCGUUUUCGGUUACAAAAUGCACUAAAUGUUUUGAAAAUACAACAAUAAUUUAAUAUUUGAUCCAAUUUAGCGUUUUUUUUAUUUAUUUUUGAGAAAUUUGCCGAAAUAAUUGAGUUUCUCACUGGAAAAAAAGCAAGAAAUUUUGUUCCUUGGCUACUAAACGUUGGGGAAAAUUAUUGCAACCGCAAUUACGGCAGUUUUCUUUUCUAAAAAUGAUCACUUAUUAGAAUUUUUAGAAAAUCUUUCACUAGCAUGAAAAUCACCAAAUCUAAUGACAUUUUUUACCAGAUCUGCCACCAGAAAUUUAAAAUUAGGUAUAGGCAACGAAUACAUUUUUUUUUUUCAAGAAUCCGUCAAGUGGCUACAAUUUUUUCAGCUUAAAUGUAAGAAAUGAAACAUUAAUUGCUGUUUUUAUACUAAGGCUUAUCAUAGAUUUAAUUUUUUUAAUCAGAAUGAUUAAUUUUUGAUAAAAACUAAUGUGAGUAACGACAAUUAUCAAUUAUCAAUAAAAUUUAAUGAGUUAGAUUAUUUAUUUGAAAAAGAAAAUAUGUUUCUGAUAGCAAAAGAUAAUGUUUUAUUACGCAUGACGUGUCUCGCAAAGGCUUAGAUUCUAUCAUUUUUGAGAAAAACAGUUAUAACAAUUCGAUAUUGCUUUAGUCCCCUGUUAUCAAACAUGAUUGAUAAGAUAUUUCAGUACAGGUGUAAUUUAUUUUUGUAGUAACCUCCAAUUCCACUACAGGUAAGAUUUUCCGCAAAGUUUUUCUUUUACUAAAAAAAAUAGUUAGUUUCGGCCAAAAUGGACUCUCCGACUCCCCAAAAAACCAACGUGAGAAACAUCAUUUCAAUUUUCGAGAACCAGUCGGUGAACAACUUGAAUAAUGAAUCGAAUUAUUUGAUACGUAAAACAAAAUCGAUGGGGAAUUUGAGCCACACACCGAGAGUACGAGCUCAAAUCGAACCGGAGAGAAAUUUGGAAUUGGUCCAAAUCGAGCAACAAAUCGAGCAUUUGCAAAAUAAAUUGAACUAUAAUUACCACACCUACGUUCGAGAGACUCACGUUUAUUACCAGAACCAGAUUGUUUUUCUUUUGGGCGAUUUAUGUAACGUUGAGAGUGGAAAUAAUCCGAAAUUGGUUGAUUUGAAGUCCGAAUUGAGCGAGUCCUUGAAACGGAUCAACAAAAAAUUGAACUCUCUUCUUCCAACUACUACUAAUAGUACUCCAGAAGUUCGGUCUUAUAAUAGUACUACUCAUAGCACUACUACUCACAAAAAGGGACCUGUCGUUAAGUCGAAGUCUUUCGAGGAAAACCUUGAAAAAAUUCGUCUCCAAAGAUCGAAAAGCGAGCAAAUCGAGGUCGAAGACUCCGUUGCCGUUUCUGUGAAAACACUCAAACAACUUUUCGAGAGAAAUACGAACGGAAUUGAGGGUAGAUCAGUCGUAAAAAGGGCCAAUACGUACAGCGGUGAACACGAUUUUAAGUAUGUUCCAUACAGUGAAAAAUUGAAGAAGGAAAAUUCCCUUGAUAUUGAGGAGGAGGAGGUUUUGAAGGAGGAAGAAAAUGGGGUGAAGUCGGGGGAAAUGUCGACGGAUUCGUUAUCAGGGAGUGAGAUGAGCGAUGAGGACAGUGACGAGGAUUAAAUUAAUCACGAGGAUUCAUUUAUUGACUUGUAUUAUUAUUUAAUAAAUAAGUAGA